Molecule: messenger RNA, 2209 nt
Organism: Carcharodon carcharias (great white shark)
Lineage: Eukaryota; Metazoa; Chordata; Chondrichthyes; Lamniformes; Lamnidae
Product: polymeric immunoglobulin receptor-like
Exons: 10
Coding region: 181-1974 (597 amino acids)
Source: RefSeq, a predicted model, not a curated record
GUGGAUUCUGAUUCCUUUUAUUUGUUCUGUGCCUGGAAAUAUAGACCUGGGAUACUCAACCUCUCAUUAAAUAAAUCCACCAUCCCAAUAACCAGUCUAGUGAUUUGACGUUCCACUCCUUCCAGAGCUGUUGUGUCCUUCCUUCUGUGAGGAGAAGUGCACACAAAUGUGGCCUCUCAAAUGUCCUGUAAAAUUGUAGUAAGGUUUCUUCAGUCUUACACUCCAAUCUCUCUGGAAGUUUCAGGUGCAUUGUGGGCAAAAGACAGAGUAACAGGGAUUGUGGGAAGAACGAUCACAAUAAAUUGUAACUAUUACAGACGGCACCAGCAAAACAUUAAAUAUUGGUGUCAUGGUUGGACUGAUCAAUGCUCAUAUUUAGUGAGAACAGAUGAUCCAGGUGGGCGGCGAGGAAGAAUAUCGAUCACAGAUAACAAGACACGAGGAAUAUUUAUUGUUACUAUGGAGGAUCUUCUCUUAGCAGAUGCAGGAUGGUACUGUUGUGGUAUUGAUAAACCUGGCCCAACUCUUGACCCAAAGUUUGCUGUGGAGCUACAAAUAUCUUACGAAUCUGUGUCUGUUCCUGUGUUUAGAUUUUCAUCACCAACAAAUGUCCCAUGUUUUGAGAGCUCAGUGUCCGUUUCCUGUGAGUCUGUCCAGGGAUCCCUUCCCAUUCAGUACGCAUGGUAUGAAAAGACCCUGUUUCAAGACUCAAAGAUCUCUGACACCAAUAAACUGGAUCUACAUUGUCAAUCCUUCAAACAGCAACAUCAUCAAUAUUACUGCACAGCCUCGAAUAAUCAGGGAGAAAAAUCCAGUGAAAUGGUUAAUGUGUCAGUGAUCAACAGAUCAGGGCAGAACUGCGCGUAUGUGACAAAAAUGAACAGAAUUGAUCCAAAUGUAUUGUGGGCAAGAAGGAAGGUAACAGGAGUUUUGGGAAGAGCGAUCACUAUAGAUUGUCACUACGACAAAUUGUACCAGUCAGAUGUGAAAUAUUGGAGUCGCCGGUGCGCAGUUUUAGUGAAAUCAAAUGAUCAGCAUGGACAGCGAGGGAGAAUAUCAAUCACAGAUAACAAGACACAAGGAAUAUUUGUUGUUACUAUGGAGGAUCUUCAACCAGGAGAUGCAGGAUGGUACAGCUGUGGUGUUGAACAAUCUGGUCCCGGUUCAAUGUUCCUUGUAGAGCUUCAAGUAACUAAUGAAUUUGUGUCUGUUCCUGUGCUUAGAUUUUCAUCACCAGCAAAUGUCUCAUGUUCUGGGGGUUCAGUGUCUGUCUCCUGUGAGUCUGUCCAGGGAUCUCUUCCCAUUCAGUACACAUGGUAUGAAAAGAUCCUGUCUGAAGAUUCAAAGAUCUCUGACACCAAUAAACUGGAUCUACAUUGUCAAAUCUUCAAACAGCAACAUCAUCAAUAUUACUGCGCAGCCUCAAAUAAUCAGGGAGAAAAAUCCAGUGAAAUGGUUAAUGUGUCAGUCUUCAAAAUAGCAGUUGAAAACUGCACUUAUGUCACACAAAUCAGCAGCAUUGGACCUGAAAAUCCUUGUGAAGCUUCAAUAACAUCACCACAUUCCACAAGGACAAAUGCAAUUUCCAAAUUUGCUAAAUGUCUGAUUUACAUUGUGCUCAGAGUGCUGGGGGGCAUUCUUGUGGUGUUUGCUGUUUCUCUACUUCUGCACCUGAGGCAAAUCAAGAAGGAUACAAAUGAGAGAAGUCAUGGGAGAGAUACUGAUAAUCUUAAUGAUAAUCAGCAACUGGCAGUAGUAGAAGAGAGCAGCACAUAUGCAAAUGUAAAGUUCCUUCGAAGUAACCCAGCAGAACCUCACAGCGAGCAAACUGUCCUGUUCACUAACAAUGACGAUGGGAUCAUAUAUGCAACAUUGCAGUUUCAAAAGAAAUUGUCAGCACAGAAAGGUGAAAUGCCAAGGCCCUCAGUUAACAGUGAGGACAGUAUUAAUGCCAGCCUCCAGAGAACAACAUAGAAACUCCAUGACUCGAUACUCCACAUGAAUCUGAAAUGGCAGUUUAUACUAACAUUACUCCUUAGGAAAAACAUUCUGGUGGUGCUUGUGAUGAAUAUUGCCCCUUCUGGCUUUGCAAUUGACUUUUAUGAACUGUCCACAAACUUAUUUUGUCUAACUCUUCUGUAAUGCCUGAGUUGUUCCCUUCAGUUCCACUGCUACUCCCAGUUUGGUAUCAUCAGUAAAUUUAAUCAAU